AUGGCCGUUCUCGGGGCUAGUGGCUCCGGAAAAUCAACCUUGAUCGACGCAGUUGCUCAUCGGAUAUCCAGAGAGAGCUUAAAGGGAACAAUUACUCUAAACGGUGAAGUUUUGGAUUCUAAACUUCUUAAAAUUAUAUCAGCUUAUGUUAUGCAAGACGACCUGUUAUUUUCGAUGUUGAUGGUUGAAGAGACGCUCAUGUUCUCGGUGGAGUUUAGGCUACCACGUACUCUCUCAAAGUCGAAGAAGAAAGCAAGAGUUCAAGCAUUGAUCGAUCAGUUAGGCCUGGAAAGCACUGCUAAGAUGGUGAUCGAAGAUGAAGGCCAUAGAGGAGUCUCCGGCGACGAAAGACGUCGAGUUUUCAUCGGAAUUGACAUUAUUCAUGAUCCGAUCGUUCUGUUCCUUGAUGAACCCACGUCGGGACUUGACUCUACCAGUGCCUACAUGGUGGUGAAGGUCUUACAGAGGAUUGCUCAAACUGGAAGCAUUACUUCUGAGCUCGACAGUUUGAUCUUUCUUUCACGAGGACAAACGGUGUACAUUGGCUCUCCGGAUGGUCUUCCGCAGUUCUUUUCUGAGUUUGGACAUCCAGUUCCAGAAAACGAGGAUCGAACUGAGUUUGCUCUUGAUUUUAUCCGAGAGCUCGAAGGCACUCCUAGUGGAACCAAAAAUUUGGUUGAUUUCAACAAAUCAUGGGAAAUGAACAAUUCAGAAAAUGGAUCAAAAGAUUCAAAAUUGUCUCUCAAAGACGCCAUAAGUGGAAGCAUUUCUCGAGGAAAGCUAGUCUCUGGAGCAACAAACAUAGUAGAAGCCAACCUCCCAUCUUCUGUUCCAAGGUUUGCGAACCCUUUUUGGAUUGAAAUGAUAGUGAUCGGGAAACGAUCAUUACUAAACUCAUGGAAGUCGCCGGAGCUCUUCGGUAUCUGA
Messenger RNA from Ilex paraguariensis (yerba mate), 927 nucleotides. The record is from the annotation of a GenBank genome assembly. NCBI's taxonomy places the organism in Eukaryota, Viridiplantae, Streptophyta, Magnoliopsida, Aquifoliales, Aquifoliaceae.